This is a messenger RNA of Thalassophryne amazonica, 372 nucleotides long. RefSeq names its product histone H3-like. Gene Ontology annotation, molecular function: DNA binding; protein heterodimerization activity; structural constituent of chromatin. The transcript has 2 exons. Gene Ontology annotation, cellular component: nucleosome. The record is from RefSeq and is a predicted model, not a curated record. Bases 1 to 372 code for a protein of 123 amino acids. Lineage: Eukaryota; Metazoa; Chordata; Actinopteri; Batrachoidiformes; Batrachoididae.
AUGGCCAGAACCAAGCAAACCGCCUGUAAAUCCACCAGAGGAAAAGCUCAGAGGAAACAGCUGGCUCCCAAAGCUGCCCGGAAGAGCGCUCCGGCUACCGGGGGGGUGAAGAAGCCUCAGCGUUACAAGCCCGAUACCAUGGCGCUGACAGAGAUCUGCCACUAUCAGAAAUCCACCGAGUUGCUGAUCCGCAAGCUGCCCUUCCAGCGACUGGUGAGAGAAAUCGCUCAGGAGUUCAAGACCGACCUCCGCUUUCAGAGCUCCGCUGUGAUGGCUCUGCAGGAGGCCAGCGAGGCUUACCUGGUUGCAGUUCUGGACAGGUCUGGACUGCAGACAGUACAAGAAGGACUGUAUGAGUGUGGGAAGAUUUGA